Molecule: messenger RNA, 1797 nt
Organism: Xiphophorus hellerii (green swordtail)
Lineage: Eukaryota; Metazoa; Chordata; Actinopteri; Cyprinodontiformes; Poeciliidae
Product: HERV-H LTR-associating protein 2
Exons: 10
Coding region: 161-1540 (459 amino acids)
Biological process (GO): T cell costimulation; immune response; cell surface receptor signaling pathway
Cellular component (GO): external side of plasma membrane
Source: RefSeq, a predicted model, not a curated record
AGUUCAUCUUCAUGACCCAAACAGAGAGCGCGCUGCAGGAUGAUCUGUUUUACUGACUGUUUCUACAUGGAGGAUCCAUCAUAUCCGAGCUGAUGAGGACAGAGGUUAGAGAUCAUGAUCCACCACCACAUUGCAGAUUUUCUCUCCAGACACACAGAGGAUGUCAGGAUUUAACUUCUCUCUGUUUUUAACGUUUGUUUUUGUGAUUUGUUCGACGGUUCAGGUUAAAGCAGAAACUGAGAUCUUCUGCAUUUUCAUGCAGCGCUGCAUUUUACCGUGCAGCUUCCAAGGCAGCUCUGAUGUGUUCAUCCACUGGUUUCAGAAAAAAACUGGAUCACUUCAUGUCCACUCAUACUAUAAUAAUAUGGACCAACUUGGUCUCCAGAACCAGAACUUUAAGAACCGAACAUCCCUGUUCCAGGAUCAGCUGUCCAAAGGAAACGCCUCCCUGCUGCUGACUGGAGUGAAGGUCGAAGAUCAGAACAUAUACCGCUGUUACUGCAGCACCAUCAGCAGAAACAAGGAGACAUUUCUUCAGCUCAUUGUGGACGCUCCAGUCUCUGACAUCAGAAUCCAUCAGGAUGGAAACAGGAUCACCUGCAGCUCAGAGGGGAUCUACCCUCAACCUGAACUCACCUGGUCCACUGAGCCUCCAUCCAACACGACUCUGCAGAACAGAACCACAGUCCAUCAGACUGAGGAGAAGCUUUAUGACAUCAGCAGCUCUCUGACGGGUCCAGACGGUUCUGAUCGGAUCUACAGCUGCACCAUCAGAACCAGGAGGAACCAGAGGAGAGCAACGUUCAGGAAACUAUAUUUGUGUUGCAUAGAAGCUGAAUGUGUUUCGGGCGGCGUUUCAACGAUCCCCUGCUGGGCUCCAGUCUCUUCCCUCCAGAACUUCUCUCUCACCUGGAGGUUCAACCACAGCCAGGCCGUCGCCACCCUGGCAGCCGGCUCCGCCUUCACAGCUUCAGACGGGUGGAGGAAGCGGGUGGAGGGCGUCUCCGAGUCCGGCAGCCUCACGCUGAGCGGCUUGUCCUCCAGUCAGGACGGAGUUUACAGCUGUGAGCUCAGCGAUGAAGAGCAGACGCUCAUCACCGACGUCCUGCUGACGACGCGCGAAGGAGGUCACAGCAGAGUCGCAGUAAUCGUCUUCUGUGUGCUGACAAUCAUCAUAUUAGCUGCGCUGCUCAUAGCCUCCCUGAUGGUCUAUAAGAAGAAACAACUAGAAUCUCGAGAACCUGGAGAACGUCCAGAACAUCCAGAACCUGGAGAACGUCCAGAAUCUGGAGAGCAUCCAGAACCUGGAGAACGUCCAGAACCUCCAGAACCUGGAGAACGUCCAGAACCUGGAGAACGUCCAGAACCUGGAGAGCAUCCAGAACCUGGAGAACGUCCAGAAUGUACAGAACCUGGAGAGCAUCCAGAACCUGGAGAACGUCCAGAACCUGGAGAAUGUCCAGAACCUGGAGAAUGUCCAGAAUCUGGAGAACGUCCAGGUUCUGGAGAACGUCCAGAACCUCCAAAACCUCCAGACUGAGUAAGAGACGCUGCGACCCGCCUGCAGGUGGGGUGAGGCUCACGCUGCAGUUUAAAAGCAAAGUGUCUCCAUCUGCAGACUGAACAUCACGACCUCCACCAAGAAGAAGCUUCUCUGCAGAACUGCUUCGUUAAACUGAACUAAACCGCCUUAAACAAGAGAGCUGCAACUAAAAAAUGAGCAACACAAGAAAAUGUUUCCCUGACUCAAAGGUCACCAGGAUUUUUAUUACAGCUCAUAAUUUUGACUAAAUUACA